GUGGCGCAACUACCUCACACAUGCGUCGUCAUCAACGCAGUGACGUCUGUGUGUUGUUAUGGUGUCUCUUGUCUGAUUCACUUGGCUUCCCCGUGAUUGUGGGACCCGGUGUCGACCCUCGGCCAAAGCACCAGCUCCAGGUUGACGGUGUGCGGGACAUUUCAGCAGCAUGGCCGACGGUCCAGAGGCGGAUGUUGACGAGCCGUCCAGUAUCAACUUCCCUCCGCUCAUCACUGUCUCCGGUAUGCCCAGUGCCACUGCUGCAGGCCGUAACCUAAAGGAAUGGCUCCAGGAGCAGUUCUGCGACAAGCCUCUGGAGCAGGAUGACAUGCGGCUGCACAAUGUGGCCUACGUCGGAGACCUGGACACCCUGAGGAACCUGCUGCAGGAAGACAGCUUCAGACGGCGCAUCAAUGAGAAGUCUGUUUGGUGCUGUGGCUGUCUGCCCUGCACGCCUCUGCGGAUCGCUGCCACAGCGGGACAUGCUGCUUGCGUGGCCUAUCUGAUCGCCCAGGGAGCCGAGGUGGACCUGGUUGAUGUAAAAGGUCAAACGGCCCUCUACGUAGCUGUGGUGAACGGUCACCUGGACUGCGUACGGAUCCUUCUGGAAGCGGGAGCCAAUCCCAACGGAAGUCGCCACCACCGCAGCACCCCGCUGUACCACGCUGCCCGGGUGGGAAGGCAGGACGUACUGCAGGAGCUCAUCAGGUUCAAUGCCGAUGUAGACAUGGACCACCUGCUGGGUCCCCGGCUCCUUUUAAGUGCUCGCACCUUGAACACUCUGGUGGUGUGUCCUCUCUACAUCAGCGCCGCCUACCACCACCUGCCCUGUUUCCAGCUGCUGCUCCAGGCCGGUGCUCAGCCUGAUUUCAACUAUACAGGGCCCGUCUGCCAGGAGGCCCUGACCCGCGGCCUGGCCUCCUGCCUGCUGGAUGCUGUGCUGCGACACGGAUGUGAGGUGGCCUUUAUCCAUGUGCUGCUAGACCACGGGGCCAACCCGGCCCUCGUGCCUUGGGACGGGACAGAGCUGGAGGGUCCUAAUCGGAGGAAGGUGGAUCCGGAGGCGCUCAAGGUCCUCCUGGAGGCGAGGAAAAUCCCUCGCAGGCUGACACACCUGUGUCGCAUCAGGAUCCGCAGAGCGAUGGGCAAAAAUCGCCUAAAACACAUACCCUCGUUACCGCUACCACAACCCAUCAAGAACUUCCUGCUUCACCAAAACUGAAAACCAGCACCCUUCCGUUCUUCAACAGAGCUCUUCCAACCCAAACCUUAAAAAAACCUCAGCCAAUCCCAACACCAAUCCUCCAAAUAGAGCAUUUUGUGAACCCGAUUUGCUAAUUGCUUAUUAUUUUCUAAGAAUAAACAGUUAAUAUUAUUUUUCAAAGUUACAGUUAUGUAAUACUCCAUUCUUCCUAUUACUGUAACAAUGUAUUGAAGUGCUUCUUAACUUGUCAUGAAGCCUUAGUAGUGGUUUGUGGUAACUGUAUGUGUAAGUGUUUGCCUCUGACUUUCCAAAUCACCGGGGUGUGUUCCAGUCUUGCUUCAAAUAGCAUUUUACAUCUUAAGAGCCAUACAUAAUAAGGAUGUCAGUUGGUGUUUUGACUGGAACAUGCCAUGUAUUAAAUAUCCCGUUCAGAUGCAGGGGAAAACUACCCAGUUCCAGCUCCUUGAAUUGCUCAUUUAUUUGUUUUAUGUAAACUUGGAUUUUAACACUUUCACUAACUCUCAGCCGGAGCGAAUGUGGCAAAUUGUGCAGCAUAUUUGUGAUCACUAGUGUGAAUUGCAAGGAUUAAAAAGUGCCCUCUUUAUAAUAUAUGUACUGUUAUUCUUCUUCUAUUAUGCAUUAGGCACUUUUAUUUGUCAAUCCGUUUAGAUUUGGUGCUGAGCAUGCCUUAACAUUGAGUUUUGGAAAUGGCCUUAAUGAUUGAUCAGACAAUAAAUACUAAAUGUAAAAAUUGUAGAUUUUUAAGAAAGAAAAAUGAACAAAAGGUUUAAAUGAGCAAUGUAAGGUCCUAGGUCUUAACGGAAACACUGCUAGGAGAAAGGUUUACAUUCUUGGUCUAAUUACCAUUGUGUGAAAAAGUUGUACUGUUUACGCAUAUUUAACAAAGCUCUCUCUGAAAGAAAUGAAUUCAUGUCGAAUACAAUAUCUUUUUAUCUAUUGCACAGAACGCUGCUUUCUCUGUGAGUCUGUUGCACCUAUUGGCUUCUGCGCCUGUCUCUUGCACAGCUUUGUGUCGUUUCUCACACAUUGUUACUGGACAACAUGAAAUGUGAGUGCAUGGUUUCUUCUUUGCUUGUAUUCAGUAAAUGUAUAGUAAUCCUA
Messenger RNA from Etheostoma cragini (Arkansas darter), 2326 nucleotides. RefSeq names its product ankyrin repeat and SOCS box containing 1 (gene asb1). Gene Ontology annotation, cellular component: ubiquitin ligase complex. Gene Ontology annotation, molecular function: protein binding. Gene Ontology annotation, biological process: protein ubiquitination; intracellular signal transduction. The record is from RefSeq and is a predicted model, not a curated record. NCBI's taxonomy places the organism in Eukaryota, Metazoa, Chordata, Actinopteri, Perciformes, Percidae. The transcript has 5 exons. The coding region runs from base 170 to 1222 and encodes 350 amino acids.